GAUAAAAAAAGUUUUCUGAGCAUGUGUUCGAGUCGCCUCUCCUAACAAAUGCAUUCAGCUACAGUGAAACAAAAGGCAACCACAGAUACUGCUGCCAGACAUUCCAAUGUAGUGACAGUGCACUGUGCAUUCGGGCUGCUUAUCAUUACCAGCCCUGCAACGCCUAUUGUCCUCCUGAGCUGCCGCGAACUGGCCACUACAAGCCUAACAGCACCUCUAGUCCCAGCUGCCGGGAGGCGGUGUUUGGGUUUCUUCUCCUCAUCUCAUCAAGCCGAGUCACUCUCUUCCCAAUCCCGAUAGCUCAUAACUCGUGUUACAGAGUUAUCAUCGGAAAGUAAUCGGACUUUUCUGGAUUGAUUUGCUGCGAAUGCAAAGUUUGUUUGAGAGAGGCCUUACCAGAAGGACAGAGCAAAGGAACCAGUGACAUCACAGUGACUAUCUAGCCGGCACACCCAAAUAUCCACACACAGUCACUGAAUGUGGACCGGAGUACCCAGGAAUUCUUCUGCUGUCCAGGGUCAAGGCUUAUAUCCUAGCUUUUACAGCUGGAUCGGCUUCUGUUUUGACAACAUAGUCUGUUUGGUGUGAAGGUUCCCCUGGAUCUGCCUACCUACACCUCCAUCUCUGUCCUUCAAACUAAAUGAUUGUUGGCCUGCUGACCUUUAGAUGCUCAAUGACCUGAGGCUCCAGCAGAGAGAGGAAAAACAAGUGACACUAUGACUUCAGCAAAGGAGACUUGCGUGACACGGCGUAAACCAGGAACUACAGAGCCCAGUACGCACCAGAACAAUGAAGAAAGACGGCAUUCUGACCAACCGUUGGUGAGCUGCCAGUGUAGCCCCACCUCCAGCCCACCCCUCCGGCUGUACAGGAAGUUAUCUUGUGACUGUUUAGAUGGGAAGUUUCUGGAAACAGGAUGUCGAGGCUGGGAUUACCGUUCUAGAGCAGCUAGCUCUAUAACCUCCCACAGUGUCGCUUCUACACAGCACUGCAUGUAUUCCAGACAGCCCUGUGGGUCAAAUGACCUUACAAAUAGAGCCCGGAGUCACGGGACAGGGCUCUUGUACAGCGAGUGUGGACUGGACACUGUGUGUCAAGAAAUAGGUCCCGCUGCCCAGUGUUCUACUCCCCAGGGUUCCACUUCCCAUGGUUGUGCUCCUAAGGGUUCUAUUCCCCGGGGUUAUACUGCUGGGACUGUGGAUCGUCCUCAGGCAGCAGCUAGUGGAAUGCCAGCGUGGAACUGCCCAGAGGGAAACUCCUGCCAACUGGAAUGUAACAGCGCUGCUCUGGUCUCUCACAGGCCCAGCGCUCGUCCCAAUUCCUGUCACUGCUCCAGCCCCGGCCCUUCUGCCUGCCCCUGCUUCCCCAGCCCCAGCCCCAGCCCUAGCCCCAGCCCCAGCCCCAGCCCCAGCCCCAGCCCCAGCCCCAGCCCCAGCCCCAGCCCCAGCCCCAAACCCAUAUUAAGCCCCAGCCUCAAGCUCACCGCUCAACGUCGGAGCAGCUUGCCUGUGUCUGUGUUAUCAACUUCUCAUUCUCCCCAGGGAGACCCAGGCCCCCCAGAUACCUCUCCCAAGACUAGAGCUUCCCUCUGCAGGCGUGAUGCCCGCAGACUCUGCCCGAGAGACGGCUACUCCAGCCUAGAGAGGCUGAACAGGAGGCCCAAGCCCAUGGUCUCCUCCGUGGAAAAUGUCUUCCUCCGUCGGGCUUCCCUUGAAGCCAUGACAGCUUCCAGGUCACCACUGGGGUCAUCACCUGGGGCAAUGGUCAGCCCACCAAAAAGCGACAGUGAUGGAGGCCUGUCAGACAGUGAAUUUGUACGGAACAAGAAGGAACGCUCUACUGUUCUGGUCCGGAGGUUCUACAGGAACAACCAGGAAGUGAAGAAGUCUGUGUGUACCGGCACCAGAGCCAUCGUUAGGACUCUGCCCUCAGGUCACAUUUCCGACCAUGUCUGGGGGGUUGUUUGUAGAAGAACCUGGCGCCCCAGUGAGAAAGACAUUCAGCCAAUCAGAAAGCAUGGUGUGGAGGAUCUUGUUACCAGCCUGAAGGUCUGCAGAGCUCUGCUACGGUACCCUGGGGUCAGAUUCUCACAGAUCGGCCAUGUACUGAAUGUGGAGGAGCAGCAGCCCCACCCCUGCAGGACGCUCCCGCUCUCCCCUGGGUGUGUGUGUCUGAGGGUGGCAUGGCCACCUCCCUGCUCCGGGCCCUGGCACUGUCCCUUUCAACCUAGGUUCUACCGUGCCAGCUCACAGAGAACAUCUGUGAGCACACACCUGACUGGUGCCCUGCUGGAGGCUACUACUGCCCUCGGUGCCCGCUCUGCCCUGCCCUGUGUCCCUGUGGGCUCCACUGGGCAAGCCAUGCUCAAAGAACGCCAGCUGUGCAGCAGCAUGGCAAGCUCCGUCAGCACCCUCCCUCCCAGCGUGACGGGCAUCAGUAAGGAGCUGGCGGACCUGCGUCACCUGGUCCAGUUCCCGGAGGAGAUCGCCGCCAUCCUGACGGACCAGGAGCAGCGGCUGUACCGCCGCGUCUUCCCCCUCGACUACCUCUGCUUCCUGACCCACGACCUGGGCAGCCCCGAGCCCUCUGGGGGGCGACGCCAUCCCAACCUGAAGGCCUCGCUCUCCGCCCCCACCAUGCCCACCCAGAAUGCCCGGCGCAACGCCGUCGAGGACCUGGUCACCCGCUUCAACGAGGUGAGCUCGUGGGUGACCUGGCUGGUGCUGACAGCUGGCUCCAUGGAGGAGAAGAGAGAGGUGUUUUCCUACCUGGUCCAUGUGGCCAAGUGCUGUUGGAACACGGGCAACUACAACGCCGUCAUGGAGUUCCUGGCUGGGCUUAGGUCUCGUAAGGUUCUGAAGAUGUGGCAGUUCAUGGACCAGGGGGACAUUGAGACCAUGCGGAGUCUGAAGGACGCCAUGGCGCAGCAUGAGUCCUCCUCCGAGUACAAGAAAGUGGUGACCCGCGCACUCAAUAUCCCAGGGUGCAAAGUAGUGCCGUUCUGUGGCGUCUUCCUGAAGGAGCUGAGCGAUGCGCUGGACGGAACCGCCAGCAUCAUCAGUCUGCGCCCACCCAGCGAUCACAACGAUGACUCGCUGGAGUUCGUAACAGACUACAGCGGCCAGCAGCACUUCCUGCAGAGGGUGGGGCCAGAUGGGCUGCACACCCAGGAAAAGGAAGCGACUGUCAGCAACAUCCUGCAGAUCAUUCGAAGCUGCAACCGCAGCCUGGAGGCGGAAGAAGGGGAGGAAACGCCUCUAAAAGAUGGCGUAGCGUCCCGCAAGAAUUCUUUCCGGGACAGGAACAAGCGCCACUCCCACUCUUUCAGGAGUACAUCAGACUCAAACCGUGUUUUGUUUGUGGUGGGGGACCUGUCUGACUCGGAGGGGGACCUGGCAGAUCCUCAUGGGAAGAUGGAGGUGGAGUUCCAGGGCACUGAGGAGACCCAUCAGGCCUUCAGCCACAGCACUGAGCUCAUCCCCUGGUACGUGCUGUCCCUCCAGCCGGACGUGCACCAGUUUCUCCUGCAGGGGGCCACCGUCAUCCACUAUGACCAGGAGAGCCACCUGACCGCCCGCUGUCUGCUCAGGCUACAGCCAGACAAUGUCACCCUGACCUGGGCCAAGCCACAGAGUGGAGGCCCUUCCCCCCCGGAGUCCCCAGCCCUGGGACAGCCAGUGGUCAGUGGGCUGGCAGAGGGGCUGCUGGACCUGGGAGUGGUGAAGGCGGUGUUCCUCGGCCACUCCGGGGUGGACGUUCACUCCGUGUGUCUGCAGAACAAGCUGAGUCACAUGACCUGCGAGGAGAACGGCCUGAGCCUGCUGUACGGCCUCUCCACCACCGACAACCGCCUUCUGCACUUCAUGGCGCCCAAUCACACGACCCGCAUGCUUUACGAGGGCUUGUCUGAGCUAGUUAGUGCCAUGAGGAAGCUGAAAAAGUUCCCCGACCAGAGACUGACCUGGCUUAGGAGACAGUACGUUAGCCUGUACCAGGAGGAGGGGAGGUUCGAGGGCCCCACCCUGGCCCAGGCCAUCGAGCUGUUCGGUGGGCGUCGGUGGAACAUGGGCGCAGGUGGUUCGGAGAGGGCUGGUGCCCAGAAGAACAGCCCCCUGGGUAUAAAUACCAACACCAAGAAGAAGAAGAAGGCUCCCAUCAGGGCAGACAGUGGAGAUGCUACUGAUGAUGAGAUGAUCUCCAGGAAGACUCGGAGCUGUAAGGAGAGCCUGGGUCGGAACGGACUGGACCUUUCAGACAGCAUAGACCAGGAGGAGCCAGAGGGCUGUCCCCUGGGCUUUCCCGGACCCUUCCCCCUCUCCACCAGUAAGGCCCCUACCUCCCUGACGUCCUCCGCCUCUUCCUCCUCGUCCUCCUCCUCGUCCUCCUCCAGCAUGGGGAGCACCAGCACCUCCCGCCCCCACUCCUCUCCCAUCCUGCCGGGCAGCUCCAAGGCCCAGCCAGGAGCGUGGAGCAGCAAGAGUUGGCACGGCCGAGGGAAAGGCUGCUUCAAGGGCUUCCAGAACCUCAUGAUCUCGGACAGCACCAUGAGCUUCAUUGAGUUUGUCGAGCUCUUCAAGUCCUUCAGCAUUCGGAGCAGGAAGGACCUGAAGGAGUUGUUUGACACCCACGCAGUACCCUGCAGUCGCUCAGGCCCCGAGUCUGCUCCUCUCUACACCAGCCUCCACAUCGAUGACAAGGACACAGGCCUGCAGCCAGACCUGGACCUGCUGACUCGUAAUGGUUCGGACCUAGGACUGUUUAUCAGGACGCGCCAGCAGAUGUCCGAAAACCAGAAGCAGAUCUCCGACGCCAUCGCGGCGGCCAGCAUCGUCACCAACGGCACUGGUGUGGAGAACGCCUCGCUAGGUGUGCUGGGAUUGGCUAUCCCCCAGCUCAACGACUUCCUGGUCAACUGUCAGAGAGAACACCUGACGUAUGACGAGAUUCUCAGCAUCAUCCAGAAAUUUGAGCCAUCCGCAAGCAUGCGUCAAAUGGGUUGGAUGUCCUUUGAGGGAUUUGCCAGGUUUCUGAUGGACAAGGAUAACUUUGCCUCGAGGAACGAGGAGUCUCAGGUGAAGGUGGAGGAGCUCCAGUACCCCAUGUCAUACUACUACAUCGAGUCCUCCCACAACACCUACCUGACUGGGCACCAGCUGAAGGGGGAAUCCUCUGUGGAGCUCUACAGUCAGGUGCUGCUACAAGGCUGCCGGAGUGUGGAGCUGGACUGUUGGGAUGGAGAUGAUGGGAUGCCUAUCAUCUACCAUGGACACACCCUCACUACCAAGAUCCCCUUCAAGGAUGUGGUGGAGGCUGUGAACCGCGCCGCGUUCCUCUGCUCCGACAUGCCCGUCAUCCUGUCCAUUGAAAACCACUGCUCCCUCCCCCAGCAACGCAAGAUGGCCGAAAUCUUUAAGGCGGUCUUCGGGGAGCGUCUGGUGACCAGGUUCCUGUUUGAGAGCGACUUCUCAGAUGACCCUCUGCUCCCCUCGCCCCUCCAGCUCCGGGGCAAGAUCCUCCUGAAGAACAAGAAGCUGAAGGCCCACCAGGCCCCUGUAGACAUCCUCAAGCAGAAGGCUCACCAGCUGGCACACAUGCAGGCCCAGGCUAGCAACGGGACACCGGGGGGAAGCUCCCCUGGCAACCAUGCCAACGAGGAUGAGGAAGAGGAGGAAGACGAGUAUGACUACGACUAUGAAUCUCUUUCUGAUGCCGACGUCCUUACGGCCUCCACAGCCUCUUACUCUUACUGCCAUGAAGACAACAUCCUUGAGGACAAGCCUGAUGCAAAGUCCUCAGGUGACAAGGAGGACCCCCCCUGUGAUGAGAUGCCCAAGAGGUUGAAGAAAGCAGACAGCGCCACCCAGAGCAAAGGAAAGGUGUUUGACAUGGAGCUGGGAGAAGAGUUCUACCUCCCUCACAACAAGAAGGAGAGUCGCCAGAUCGCCCAGGAGCUCUCCGACCUCAUUAUCUACUGCCAGGCCGUCAAGUUCCCGGGCCUGUCCACGCUCUCCCCUUCGGGCUCUGGGAGAGGGAAAGACAGAGGGAAGAGCAGGAAGUCCAUAUUUGGCACGGCUCCUGGUCGCUGCACCCCCGGGGAGGCGGGAUCUCAGGGUCGGACCCAAGGGAAGGGUGGCGCCGAGGGCCAGCGCCUGAGCUGGGAGGAGCAGACGUCGCCCGUCCUCAACCCCAGCACCUCCUUGAGUGCCAUAAUCCGCACUCCAAAGUGCUACCACAUCUCCUCCGUCAACGAGAACGCAGCCAAGCGUCUGUGCCGCCGUUACUCCCAGAAGCUGAUUCAGCACACCACCUGCCAGCUCCUCAGGACCUACCCAGCCGCCACGCGCAUCGACUCGGCCAACCCCAACCCCCUGCCCUUCUGGCUGCAUGGCAUCCAGCUGGUGGCGCUCAACUACCAGACAGAUGACCAGUCCAUGCAGCUGAACACGGCGCUGUUCGAGGCUAACGGGGGCUGUGGCUACGUCCUGAAGCCCCAGGUGUUGUGGGACCGCAGCUGUCCCCUCUACCAACAGCUCUGCCCUCUCGAGAGGGACAUGGAGAGCAUGCACCCCACCGUGUACUCUCUCACGAUCAUGUCUGGUCAGAACGUGUGCCCGGGCAACAGUGCGGGCAGCCCGUGUGUGGAGGUGGAUGUCCUGGGCAUGCCCGUGGACAGCUGUCACUUCCGCACCAAGCCCAUCCACCGCAACACCCUCAACCCCAUGUGGAGCGAGCCCUUCCUGUUCUCCGUUCACUUCCAGGAGAUGUGCUUCGUAAGGAUCGCCGUGGUGGAGAACAACAGCUCCCAGACCACCGCGCAGAGGACCCUGCCCCUGCUCGCUCUCAAACCAGGCUACAGGCACAUCCAGCUGAGGACCCAGCACAACGAGCCUCUGGAGGUGUCCAGCCUGUUCAUCUACAGCCGCCGGAUCGAGGAGAGUCCAUCAGGGGGCGCCCUGUGCUCAGCCAUGUUGUUUAGUUCAGAGGAGCGGAGAGCAGCAGAGCAGCACAGGAUCACAGUACAUGGUGUACCAGGACCUACACCUUUCACUGUGCUGUCUGUGAACAAGCAGACCACUGCCAAACAGCUAUUAGAUACGAUAUCGUCAUCUACAGGAAGUACUAGUGACUACUUCCUGUGUGAGGAGAAGGUGCCUUUGUGUAAAGGGCGAUGUGCUCAGCUGCGCCCCCUAGCUCCCGAGGAAGAGGUGGUCAGGCGGGUGAACAGCUGGCCGCCAGAGGAAGGCUACUUGGGCAGGCUUUGCCUCAAGACCAGGGAAGAGAAGCUGAAUGAGAAGAACACAGUGAUGGAGGGAGUGGAGGAGGUGAGUGUGGGAGGAGGAGGUGGAGAGGACGACACCUUCUUCGUCCAGGUGCAUGACGUUUCCCCGGAGCAGCCUCACACUGUGAUCAAGGCUCCUCGCUACAGCACGGCCCAGGACAUCAUCCAGCAGACACUAAGCAAAGCUAAGUACUCAUGCAGUAUCCUCCACAACCCCAACCCCAGUGACUACGUUCUAAUGGAGGAAGUUGCUAAGGAGGUUGGCUCUAAGAAGUCGUCAGCGCCCAAGCCCCUCCAGCGCAUCCUAUUGGACCACGAGUGUGUCUUUCAGGCCCAGAGUCGUUGGAGGGGGGCGGGCAAGUUCAUCCUCAAGCUCAAGGAACAGAUGGUGCGUGAGGACAAGAGGAAGGGGAUGUCGUUCGCCAGCGAGCUGAAAAAGCUGACCAGUCGCAGCAGGAGCGUGACGAGCGGGGGGGCGGGCAGCCUGACGCUAGCCACGGCGAGCCAGGAGAGCUCCGCCCACAGUAAGGAUGAGAGGGCGGCAUGCUGUGUGUCACUGACUGAGACCCUCCAUGAGUGAGCUUGCCUCGCACUGCCCCCUGUGGGCAUGGAGGCUCCCCCAGGGUCUCUCUCAAUGGGACUGAAGGCGUGGGUGGCGGAGGGGGGACUCCUGGGGGAUGACCCCACCUCUCUGACCCCUCCCCCCUGGUCUCUCCCCCUCCUCAGGAACUGGAAGAUCCACAAAUGAAUCCUGGACUCACGCCCCUUCCUCCUAACUAACCAACCACAGAGCACCUACAGUGUUCCUGAACACUCCUGAGGAUUCUCUCCUCGCCUAACCCCCUCACCUGAGUGGAGGACAGGAUUCUGCCUAUAGGUCUGGAUUUCCGAUUGGCUGCCUGUCUGAGAGAUAAGCAACUUGGAAGGAGUGGCAAGUCUUUGAUUGAGACGGCUGGCCCUGGUGGUGGUUAGCAGGUUCCCCACCUGCAGGAUUGGACAUCCUGACGCAGGCUGCAUGGAGGAUAUGAUCUAGAAGCAGCUAUCCUAGCGUAGCCCAGCCUGGUUAAUUUUUGAAUGGGAUCUCCAUAACGGGAGUGCCUCCCUUUGGGGUUAGCCUUGUAAGCUAGAGUGAGUUUAAAAAAGAGCUUGGAGGUCAAAACAAAUGUUUGGCCACAUCCAUGCAGGUCUAUGUGACAGCGAUGUGGUGUGGUCUGGUGGUAAGCGGCCAUAUUGAAGCCAGAUAAUUUAGUCAAGGGAUAAAACGAGUGGAGUAGAGAGGGUGUUUAGCCUCCAUCCUUCUCUCUGUCCCUCUCUUGUCCUGGUCAGGACUAGGGCAUGGUGAAGUUGGCCAACAAGCUGGCUUGUUUGAUUCUUCUACAUGUGACCCUGUCUUCACAGUACUGUAAUUUCAAAAAAAUAAUAGUUGUGUAUUGAUUAACUGUUUCGGUCAAGUGUUUUGCACUUUGUUUAUGUCAUUCAUUUUUACUGUAAUGGUCCAUAAGUAUUUUCUAUCAGCGCAUCUUUUGACUGCAAUUAUACUUUUUUGGGAUAGUAAUGGUGUUUCAGUGAGAUAGAUGUGGAAAUGGAGUUGAGGUGAUAUUUAGUUGGAAUUCUAUUGUCUCCCUGAGACUUAACAUGAGUUCUGUUUAGAAAUGUGCUAAUACCAGCCAGCAUAACUACAAGAAUCAUGUGAUGUAUUUCUCAGUCCCUACAUGUCAUGGAUUAUCAUGUAGUCAUUGUCCUUGGUUGUAGCAGAAAACUAAAAGCCAGUUCAGGGGUUGUUGAUUUUGACACUGAUAUUGUUACUCAUAUCACAUUUUUUAUGUUAUAUUAAAAAUAUUAAUAUACUGUAGUCUGAUCAUUAACUUUCAAAGGAUUGUUAGUGAAUCUUUUUAUUGUUUCCCUUCAUUAUAUUUAUUAGCGAAACAUGUAUUUCUUGAUGAGCAACAUUUAGUUCAUAUUCUUUUUUGAAAGCACUAAGGUUUGGCAUUUCUGAUUACUUUACGCUGUACUACAGUGCUCCCCUUCAGGCUGUUUCUGGUACUGCAAGAGAGGAACACUUCAACGUACUCAGGACAUUAGUUUUUCAACCUGUCCAGAGAUGAAGGCAUCAUAUGAUUAUUGUAUUUGGCUUAAGACACUACUUUGGAUUUGAAAUAAUAUAAACUAUUAUUUUAUGAAAGGACUGAAUUACACCAUGUAAGUCCUUGCAAUAAUGAAGUCACAUCUUCCGAUCCUUAUGAAUGGUCCAUGUCUUUUUUCAUCUUCUUUUCUCCUCUGUUCCUGAAGCUUGUUUGUAGAGAUUUGUGUGUAUAUAUGUGAAUGUUAUUUAUUUCAUUGUGUAGCCCUGGUUGGCUGCUUUAUCAUUGUGUGUAUAAAGCCCUUAUGUGUUUUCUGCCAAUAGAAAAGCUGUUUAGGUUUUAAUUUAUUUCAAAUGGCAGGAGAGGAAACUCUACAUACAGUACACAACCUAUUAUUGUGGUUUAAAUAAAACAUAUUUACUUGUUUUGACAAAAAUAUACGUUAAUAUCCAGUAAAUGUUUGCUAGUUUAUUGAUCGCUGUACAGAGUGGCCUUUCAAUGUUUGUGAUUCCUUGUAUCAACUUUGCUUACAAAUUCAACCUUUAAGUUUUUUGUAAAGUUUUAAGAAAUUGGUUUAUUCAUUUUAUCCAGUUAAUAUAGUUCAAGCUAUAAGCUAAUCUAGUUGAACAUGUCUUUGUAUUUCUUUCCCGGUGAUGAAUGUACAGUUCUAUCCACAUCCUGUUUACGACCUGUGACUUCAGUAGACUAGUGUCUAUUUAUUUGAACUAUUUAAAUGGGUAAUUGUCCUCUCUUAUGAUCAUAUUAAAUGUUAUAGUUAUUCAUCUUGA
Molecule: messenger RNA, 10148 nt
Organism: Hypomesus transpacificus
Lineage: Eukaryota; Metazoa; Chordata; Actinopteri; Osmeriformes; Osmeridae
Gene: plce1
Product: phospholipase C, epsilon 1
Exons: 38
Coding region: 717-7859 (2380 amino acids)
Biological process (GO): lipid metabolic process; small GTPase-mediated signal transduction; phosphatidylinositol-mediated signaling
Molecular function (GO): phosphatidylinositol-4,5-bisphosphate phospholipase C activity; guanyl-nucleotide exchange factor activity
Source: RefSeq, a predicted model, not a curated record